Penicillium diatomitis is the source of this 1122-nucleotide messenger RNA. RefSeq lists its product as uncharacterized. Lineage: Eukaryota; Fungi; Ascomycota; Eurotiomycetes; Eurotiales; Aspergillaceae. The record is from RefSeq and is a predicted model, not a curated record. The transcript is spliced from 2 exons. The coding region runs from base 1 to 1122 and encodes 373 amino acids.
AUGAGCUUCCUCGACUCCGUCCUCACGUCCUUGGAAACGGGCAAGCCAGUUCCACUCUCUUCACCGGCCGCAGCUCCGAGGUCAUCCGUGUCGGCUCAAGUGGGAAAUCGGAAAGCGGAUAGUGGUCAUGUGGCUCAGGCAGCAGGCGCUUCGAGCUCUGGAAUCAAGCGGAAGGCCGACGAUCAGUUACCUCGACCGUCGAAACCGGAAGUUCCGCCAUCGAGCCGGACCUUUCCUAGUCGCCCUGCAGCAUUACCUACAGCUUCCAAGCCCAAUGCUUCCACUUCUUCUCCACAAAUGACCAACCAAGGUCUGUCCAACUCAACUUCGAGAAGCAUCCCGUCCGCGCCCAGCUCGGCUCUCUCUGCGAAACCACUACCUUCGAAAGCGACACCCGCCAAAAGCGCAGCCCCGAGACCUAAUCUCGCAAAAGUGCCAUCUGCCCCAGCAGCUGCCCCGAGACCAGCGGUGACCAAGGCGACCCCAGUCUCAUCGAAGCCGCCACCAAAGGGCUCUUUCGCAGCGCUCAUGCAGCAAGCCAAGGCCAUUCAAGAGAAGGCUCCUGCUCCAAUUGGCAUUGUCCGCCACCAGAAAGUUCAGAAAGAAAGGCUGAGCAAAGUUGAGCGGAGAAGACGACUUGAAGAGGCCAAGGCGCAGACGAAGGCUGCGCGCACAGGAAAGCGUACCGCACCUGCAGCUGCAGCUUCAUCAAGUACCACUGCAGUAAAGCGUCGGACGCCGGAACCACUGUCUUACAAAGGGACGGCCAAGCCAGCAUCGAAUCCUGAGCCCAUCGCGUACAAGGGAACAGCGGGUCGGCAAUCUCAGCGAAGUAGUGUCGAACGACGGCCGGCAAAGCGCAGGAUGGACGAAUACCUCGCCACUGAUGAAGAAGACGAGGGUGACUACGGUGGCUACGAGGAUCAGGAGGAUUACUACUCGGAUGCAUCAUCCGACAUGGAAGCUGGCUUUGAUGAUGUGCGAGAGGAAGAAGAUGCGGCCUUGAAGUAUGCGCGGAAGGAAGAUGAGGAAGAGUUGCGACGAGAGAUGGUCGCGAAGAAGGAGAAACUUGAGCGUCAGAAGAAACUCGAAGCUCUGGCAGCGUCCCGCAACAGGCGCUGA